Molecule: messenger RNA, 1026 nt
Organism: Cercospora beticola
Lineage: Eukaryota; Fungi; Ascomycota; Dothideomycetes; Mycosphaerellales; Mycosphaerellaceae
Source: RefSeq, a predicted model, not a curated record
AUGGGGUGGUUAUGGGGAAGCAGCACCGACGGGGCGAACGACCCUACCAAGAAACUGGACGAUGGACUGCGGGAUUUUCUGGAUAAGGAAUCCUCGAGACACGACGAAACGAAAGCAACUGCUGCACGCCCAGCAGCCGCGCCCUCGACCGAUGCUGCAUCAAACACCUUCAGAGCCCAACUUGGGCUAGACACACCUGGUCUCGACCAAAAACAUCAGAACUCCGCACCCUCAGAUCGACCCGCAGUCCCGCCUGAGGCACUCUAUCAGGAUGGGCGGUAUGCGCAUCUGUGGAAAAACUACAGGCCGCAGAGCGAGGUCGAGAGCGCAGGGAAGUCUGACCAAGAUCGUUUGGCAGACUUGGUACAAUCAUUCAAAGAUCGCAAAGCUGAGAUUGGGCGAACAGCGCUGGAGAAUUGCGCAGACUACCAGAUCGCAGAACGAGAAUGCUUGACCAAUGGCUCGCUGUGGAAGAAGAUGACAAUGUGCAGGGAGGAAGGCAAGGCAUUCAAUAGAUGCUAUACCAUGCAAGCACGGUUCCUCUCCGCACUUGGAUAUCUUUCACAAGUGCGAUCAGAAGAAGAGGAGGAGCGCAUUCAAAUGCAUGCAGACAAGCUGUACCAUGAGAUGCUGGAGCGGGAACGGAUACAGAAAGAAGCAGAGGAGAAGGGCCAAGAGCUGCCAGAACUCCCGCCUCUGAUAGUGCCUGAAAAAAUCACGGCCGCACUUGGGGAGGAUAGUGCGUUUGCGCGAGCACGGAAACUGGCCAUGGAGCGCGGAAUGCAGUACAAUUUGAGCUCUUACACCCCAGAGAAGCAAGAGGAGUUCAAGAAGCGGAUCGAUGGCCUCUCACCAGCGGAGAAGGAGGUUGAGCUGCAGUUGAUAGCAGCCGAGUCGCGUUCGCAGUUAGAAUAUGCUGAACAAAUCGCUAAGCACAUGCAGGAAGAGAAGCAGCACCGUGAAGAGAGGCGAGACCGUGGCAAAGAAACGAUAGGAGACACCUUGAGGCGGUUAUGGGGGACAUGA